Lycium barbarum (goji berry) is the source of this 4413-nucleotide messenger RNA. Its product is annotated as disease resistance protein RPV1-like. The transcript is spliced from 5 exons. The record is from RefSeq and is a predicted model, not a curated record. The coding region runs from base 263 to 3706 and encodes 1147 amino acids. Gene Ontology annotation, biological process: signal transduction; defense response. NCBI's taxonomy places the organism in Eukaryota, Viridiplantae, Streptophyta, Magnoliopsida, Solanales, Solanaceae. Gene Ontology annotation, molecular function: protein binding; ADP binding; ATP hydrolysis activity.
UAUCAUAAGGACCAAAAUAAACAUUUAUCAAUACUUGAGGGACUAAAAAUACUAUUAUUAAUUUUAACAAUAGAAAAAUGGGGUUGACUUGACUUUGGGAUCUACUGUGCAUCUUCCUUUGAAUUUCCCAUGGGGUUCUUCUUGUGCACUGCUUCGCCUAUGCAUAACCAUUAUUACAAAUUUCAACAUUCAAGAAUCCAAUUUACCUUAAAGCUGAAGCUUUUCUCAUCUGAAAGCAAGCCAGCUUUGAUCCAUAUUCACGAUGAGUGCUGAAGCAUCAAUCUCCAGGCCUAGAUGCUCGUAUCAUGUCUACUUGAGUUAUAGAGGCCAGGAGAUCAGCAUGAACUUUAUCAAUCUCCUACACACAGCAUUGACUGAUGUAGGUAUUCAAACAUUCAAGAGACAUAGUGAAGCUAGAAAAGGAAAGAUUGUUGGAUCAGAAUUGCAAAAAGCAGUCAAAGAAUCGAGGAUUUCAAUAAUUGUAUUCUCCGAAGAUUAUGCAUAUUCCAGAAGGUGCCUAGAUGAACUUGUGAACAUCCUUGAAAGGAAGAAAAGCGCUGGUCAUAUGAUUCUACCUGUGUUCUAUCGUGUAGAUCCAUCCCAUGUUAGAAAGCAGACAGGAUCUUAUGCGAAAGCAUUUCAUAAUUACGAAGAGCAGAUCAUGGUGGAGACGGUUGAAAGAAGGAAUGAGCACAUAGCAAAGGUUAAUAUAUGGAGAACAUCUCUCAAGGAGGUCGCAAAUACGUCAGGGUUAGUUCUAGAAGACGGGGAUGAGCUGAAGUUUAUUCAAGAAAUUGUUGAGGACAUUUGGGGUAAGCUGAGUCGCAAAGUUUUGAGUUUUGCCCCAUAUCCAGUUGGAAUAUAUCCCCGUGUAAAAGAGAUUAGUUUCUGGUUACAAGAUAGCUCGACUAAUUCUCCCACAUUGAUGAUUUAUGGAGAACCUGGAAUAGGGAAAACAACCAUUGCGAAAGCUCUUUUUAACCUGCAUUGUGACAGAUUUCAAUGCAGCAGUUUUGUUGCAAAUAUUCGAGAGAUCGCAAAAGAAAGCAGUGGUUUGAUUAGCCUACAGAAAAAUCUUCUUUCAGAUCUUUUGCAAGAGGAUAAGAUUGAUCUAAACGAUAUUGCUGAAGGAGCUUCCAUGAUCAAAGAAUGUUUAGUCCACAAAAGGUUUCUUCUUUUUCUUGAUGACGUUGAUGAGUUGGACCAACUGAAAGCAAUACUUGAUUCAAGAGAUUGGAUUCCUACAGGGAGUAAAGUUAUUAUAACAACUACAAAUAAAAGCUUGCUAAACCCUCACGAAGCUUUUGUGAUGUAUGAAACCAAGAGGCUGGACAAUCGCGAGGCGCUUCAGCUUUUCAGCUUGCAUACUUUUGGUCAAGACCAUCCCAUCAAGGAGUACAUGAAGCAAUCCAAACAGAUAGUUAAACAUUGUCGAGGGGUUCCUUUAGCUCUUCAAGUUCUAGCCUCUUCGCUAUGUGGUGAAAGUAUAGAUACGUGGGAAAAUGCAAUAAAGAAAUUAGAAAGGUAUUCUGAAUGCCAUAGCCAUAAAGUUCUUGAACUAAGCUAUGAAGCUUUGCCAGAUGAUCAUGAGAAAAAUGUAUUUCUUGAUAUUGCUUGCUUCUUCGUCGGGAAGGACAGAGAUUAUACAAUCAAAAUUCUGGAUGAAUGUGGUUUCCAUGCUACUGCUGAAAUACAGAAUCUCAUUGAUAGAUGUCUUCUGACAUUGACUCCUGAAAACAAGCUAAUGAUGCAUCAGUUACUACAAGAAAUGGGUAAAGAGAUCAUCUGCCGAGAAUCGCCCACAGAACCUGGUAAACGCAGCAGAAUCUGGCAUCACAAGGAAGCCCUCAGUAUACUGCAGAAAGAAACUCUUACAGAAUGUAUUGAAGGGCUGGUUCUUAAAAUGCGCGAAUCAGAUAAAAGCAAACCAGACAGACACGAUAAUAUAUCAAAAAGACCUCACUGUGAUGAUUCAACGAGUACUUCAACAUUGACUCUCAAGAAAAAUUCACCAAAGAGGCUUUGCCUUGGCCUUUUCUCUUGGCGUCGAGUGAAUUCUGUUUUGGCAAGACCACAGACUGUACCAAAUGAAGCCGGAAUAAGUACUAAAGCAUUUUCUAAAAUGCAAGAAUUGAGGUUUCUUGAGCUCGAUAAUGUGCAGCUUUCUGGCACCUAUGAAGGAUUUCCAAAGAAUUUAAGAUGGCUGCUCUGGCAUGGUGUCCAAUUAACAUCCUUUCCAAGUGGCUUCCCUCAUGAAAAUCUUGUAGUUCUUGAAAUGAGCAAUAGCAACUUGCACCAAACCUGGGAGGGAGCAAAGUCUCUUCGAUCAUUGAAGAUACUUGAUCUCAGUCACUCCCAUAGUCUCAUGAAGACCCCUGACUUCUCUGGACUGCUGAAUCUAGAAAGAGUUAUUCUUGAAUAUUGCAUAAGUUUGGUUAAGGUCCACGAGUCCAUUGGAGGACUCCAUAAACUUCUUGUCUUAAAUCUGAAGGGAUGUGAGAGCCUUAGGAAGCUUCCAAGGAAGAUUGGGGAAAUAAAAUCCUUAGAAGAACUAACACUCCGUGGGUGCUCGAAGCUGGAGUUUUCUACGACAAUGAGAAAUCGUAGCAACUCUCUGCCUGCUAAAUCAGUUUAUUCAGUCUUUUGUUCUUGGAUGUCACUGUGGCCAAAGUCAGUAAGUUCAGUGUCAGAACUCUUUCAGAUCACCUUACAAAGUUUAGAUAUUUCACAUUGCAAUCUGACCGACACCGUUAUUCCCUGUGAUCUUUCUGUCCUGUCCUCCUUAAAAUAUCUGAAUCUAAGAGGAAAUCUCAUUUCUACCCUGCCAGCGAGCCUGAAGAGCCUAACCAUACUGCAGUCCCUUCAGUUAGCUGACUGCACAAGACUCCAGUGGAUCCCAGAACUUCCAUUGAGUUUACAAUUAUUGAAUGCACGUAACUGCAGAUCACUGAAUAGAGUAACAAAUCUACCAAAUUUCAUGAGGUCACUUGAAUUGCACCUAGAGAGUUGUGGAAAACUGGUUGAGGUUCAGGGAGUAUUCAAGCUAGAUCCUAUUGAAGACAUCGUCGAUAUUCUUGAUCUAUCUUGCCUAGAUAAUUUGCAGGUCAGAGCAGUAGAUGUGGUGGAACUUUGCAAUUAUCUGACCUCAACGAAAAGCAAAGGUCUUGUUCAGGGACUGUAUGAAUUUGGUAUACACAGCAUUUUUAUUCCUGGAGGCAAAGUUCCUACCAAGUUCAAUAAUAUAAGCACAGGGAGCUCAAUAGCUUUCACUGUGCCUCAACUUCCUAAUGUCAAGAUACAAGGAUUAGAGAUAUGCAUUGCUUAUGCAGAAUAUUAUGAAGAAUGUUUCAGUCAAAGGCACUUCAUAAAAGUGAGCAAUAAGACCAAGGGGAUCAAAUGGAUUUAUGGUCCAACAAUUUUUGGGAUUGCAGAUCCUUGUAAUCCGAUGCUAUGGUUUAGUCAUUGGAAACUUGGAGAUCAGCUAGAAAGGGGAGAUCAAGUUGUUGUUUCGUUAAGCAUGAGUUGCUUGGUUAAGGAAUUUGGUGUCCGUCUGGUAUGCUCUGAACAAAAGGAGGAAGACACCCUAUCUGAGAAUGCAAAGGAGGGAUGUCGUCGUCCCUGCUAUCCACUUCAGCAUGCAAUUGGAGGAGAUUUGUCUCCUUAUGAGCUAAGCUCGGGUGUUUAUCACCUCUCCAUUUACUCUUGAAUCUUGAUGGAUAAUUGUUCGAAAAUUAGGUUCCAAAUUCAUUCAAGGUGUGAACUUUCCUUUCACCCAUCAGUGCAAGUGCUGGGAUUGUCAAUGUUUGGGUUGUUGGAGUUAAAUAUGUAGACAUUGGGUCCACAGAGGCCAGUUUCUAAUCUGUGAUUCAAUAGAAAAAGGGGAGUUGGUGAUUUUCCAUUUGAGUUAGAAAGUUAUCUGAGCUAUUAUUUGGUGUUGUGAUCCAUUUUUGUACUUUUAGACUAUGUAGUGUGGUUGUUCUGGCCCUAAAGUCCAAAAGGGCAGUCCGGUGCACUAAGCUCCCGCCAUGUGCGGGGUCUGUGGAAGGGCCGGACCACAAGGGUUUAUUGUAUGCAGCCUCACCUUGAAGUCUAAAACACUGAUAGAUCAACAAGAAGAAUGAACGUUCUGCCCCAUCCCUCACACCACUUGAAAGGUGAUAUUAAUAUGUAGUUGUACCAUGUUUGAAAAGGCAAUUAUAUAUUUAUGCAUUAAAAAAUAAUUUCCAAAUAAAAAGACGAGCUUGCUCCCAGUUUGUUAGAAAGAGUUAACAAAAGCACAUGAGUAUAUGCUAUUGAAAAAUUGAAGCACAUAUUUUUGAUAUGUAAUGUAAAGAGAAAUGUUUGUAAAAUGAACUUGAAAGAGAAGUUAGAAGAGCUAAUGGAACGUUAUGUUGUACUUGUUGGAUGAAUGAU